UCGAUAGACCUUGUUGUUGAAUCCCUCUUGCCACACCCCUUGCAUCGUCUGCCGUGAGAGCUCAUCCAUGGCGGCAGCUCCACGUCCCUUACACUAGGCAUUCACUCACACACCGGAAGUAAGAGGAGAAUGGAACCCAUGAAACUCUGCAACGUCCCAGGUAGCGUACCCUGCUUCCAAGCUUUCCAACUCCCCUCCCACUCCCUCGCAUCCAAACGCUUUUUUCCCGCCGGGUCCCGGCGACUUCCCAGCCGUUCAUGGAGCCCCUGCAGCGGAUACGGCGGUUCUCAGGGGAUGGUGGCGAAGAAGAGUCAGAAAGAGGCGCAUGCGAAACCCCAUUUACUCAGAGGAGAAGAUGGAGAGCAGAUCGACCUUAUGUCGUGGAUGCACAGCCAGGGACUCCCGCCCUGCAGGGUGAAGCUCAGGGAAAGGCCCUCCCAUGAUCCGAAGCACUUCCCCAUUCGUUUUGUCGCUGCUAGUGAGGAUCUUCAAUCUGGGGACGUGGCUUUCUCGGUGCCAAAUUCUCUUGUUGUAACGCUCGAACGGGUAUUAGGGAAUGAAACAAUAGCGGAGCUGUUAACAACCAACAAGUUGUCUGAACUUGCUUGUUUGGCACUCUAUCUUAUGUACGAGAAGAAACAAGGGAAAAAGUCCUUCUGGUACCCUUUCAUUAAAGAGCUUGACCGUCAACGAGGAAGAGGACAACUAGCGGUAGAGUCACCACUCUUGUGGUCUGACGAUGAGCUGGAAUAUCUUGCAGGCAGUCCUACGAGAGAAGAGGUCUUAGCAAGAGCUGCAGGCAUCAAAAGGGAAUAUGAUGAGCUUGACACUGUUUGGUUUAUGGCUGGCUCCUUGUUUCAGCAAUAUCCAUAUGACAUUCCAACUGAGGCUUUUAGUUAUGAAAUAUUCAAACAAGCUUUUGUGGCAGUUCAAUCAUGUGUUGUUCAUUUGCAGAAAGUUGCACUGGCUCGAAGAUUUGCCUUGGUUCCAUUAGGCCCUCCACUGCUGGCUUACAGAAGCAAUUGCAAAGCAAUGCUAACAAGCACAGAAGAUGCUGUUCAGUUGGUGGUUGACCGUCCAUACAAGUCAGGCGAACCCAUUUGUGUUUGGUGUGGACCUCAACCUAAUUCCAGAUUGCUUCUGAAUUAUGGAUUUGUAGAUGAAGAGAACCCAUAUGAUCGUUUAUCAAUUGAGGUGUCCCUCAAUACUGAUGAUCCUCAAUAUCAAGAUAAGAGAAUGAUUGCUCAAAGAAAUGGAAAGUUAACAGUGCAGGUUUUCCACGCUUAUGUGGGAAGAGAGAAGGAGGCUAUCAUGGAUAUGCUACCAUAUAUGCGGCUAGGUUAUGUCUCAGAUCCUGCAGAGAUGCACACAGUUAUUUCCUCUCAAGGCCCUGUUUGUCCUGUAAGCCCAUGUGUGGAGCGAGCAGUGUUGGACCAGCUAAGAGGUUACCUUAAGACUAGACUUGCUGGCUAUCCUACGAAUCAAUCCGAGGUCGAUAUCCUGUUGGCAGAUAUCAGGGCUGACCCCAAAAGACAAGUGGCAAUGCAGCUGGUUAAGCUGGAGAAGAAGAUGCUGAGUGCUUGUCUGAAGGCUGUGGAUGGUUUCAUAAAUGAUUUGCCAGAUCAUUCUGUUGCCCCAUGCCCUGCCCCUUAUGCUCCUUCACUCAAAUGAUCCCUAUGUUUUUGACUCCUGCACCAUUUGUGGCCUGUUAGCCAUUAUAAGAUUAGCUUGCAUCAAUCAGCGCUUAAGUUGGCUAGCACUAGAAUGUGUACAGUGUUGCGAUAUUUGAAAACCAAUUACAGAUGUUGAUGAAGCAGCCAUUGAUCCUAAUAUUCAGAAAAAGCAUGUUGAACUCA
Molecule: messenger RNA, 1856 nt
Organism: Nymphaea colorata (pocket water lily)
Lineage: Eukaryota; Viridiplantae; Streptophyta; Magnoliopsida; Nymphaeales; Nymphaeaceae
Product: ribulose-1,5 bisphosphate carboxylase/oxygenase large subunit N-methyltransferase, chloroplastic
Exons: 11
Coding region: 130-1671 (513 amino acids)
Biological process (GO): peptidyl-lysine monomethylation
Cellular component (GO): chloroplast stroma
Molecular function (GO): protein-lysine N-methyltransferase activity
Source: RefSeq, a predicted model, not a curated record